UAAGCGAGGCGGGAGCGAGUAACACCGAAUCCAACAACAACAGAGACCCGCUGCAUAGACACACAAAUCUCUACACAUCGGUUUUCUCCAUACCAUAGCAUUUUCUAUACAGCAAUCUUCCCUAUACACUUAAUAUAAUAUUACUGGAUAAGAAUAUGUCGGAAGAAAGUGAGAUAGAAAGUAUUGUCCCUAGUGCCCUCAACACUGGGACUGAACCAGGAACCCUAGUGGAGGUGAAGUUUCAGAAAAACACCUAUCAAAUCCAGAAGUACCUGGAGGCAGAACCAAAAGCUUUAGGGGUAACACAGAUUAUGCUGGGUCUCUUUAUCAUGAGUAUCACAUUAUCUAUCACUGAGUAUUUUGAUGGCAAGAUUAUCAAUGCUGUCUCUUCCUCAGCUAACAUAAUAGCUGGUAGUGUGGCGAUAGCAGCAAAGAAUCUUCACCUUCCUAGAUGUCCUCUUGUUCUCUGGCAGCUGAAAGCUUGCUUGGGGCUGCAGGUUGUGGUGUGUGUGGCAUCAUUGUUCAGCAUCCUAUUCAACUUGGGUGAAAUGGGAAGUUAUCCUGUUAUUAACUUCUGCUGGCAGGAAGAGCUGAAUAGCACAGACACAGACACAGACAAAAACACAGACACACAGACAAUGAAUGUGUGUGACAGGUAUUGGUUCAUUGUUGGGCAUAUCAAAGGAAUAGAGAUACUUGUGCACGUGACUCAGAUUGCUCUCUCUGUCACCUUGGCUGCCUUCUGCUGCAAAGUAAUUCAGUGCUGCUCACCAAGGAAAAAUGUGCCUGUUAUUAUGGUGAACACCCUCGGGUCCACAGUGAUGGCAGAGUCACAACCCAUUUAACCGCAGCUUUGUUUUUACACACAUACAUUACAAAUGUACUUACAUUUACUAAUACUAACAUAUGGUUACAUGUAUACAGUCUAAAAGAAACAUCCUUAGCUAUAGUAUGUUGAAUGUGGAAAAGGGUUUAAAAUACAUUAAAAUGCAAUGCAAUACUGUGAUGCUAAUUAUGUAUUCCUAGAGGUUUUAGCAGAUUAUUGGUUUAUUUAACACAAAGUCACGUUCUGUUAUAGUGCUUGUAUGUAGUAAGUAGUUAAGGCACUGGGAUGUAGAUUGGAGGAUUGCGGAUGAAACUCUUAACCCUGAGCAAAGCCCUUAACCAUCUCUGCUUCAGGGGAGCUGUAUCAUGGCUGAACCUGUGCUCUGACCCCAACCUCCAAAGUCGGGAUAUGCAAAGAAAGAAUUUUACUGUAAUGUCAGGAAUAUAUGACAAAAUAAAGGCUUCUAUUCUAUCUAUCUAGGUAUUUGCAAACUCAUAACAAUUAGUUAAAUAAGACCUGAGUGGAGAGGGCAAACCAGGAGAGGGCUUUUCCCUCUAAUUACAUGGCAAUGACUAUUUACUAUUUUAGAUUAUGAAAAAUAUUUCCCUAUUAAUUAUUUAGUCUUCAGUAUAAAGAUUUUCUAAGAUGCCGAUAUGAUAUCAUGUGUCUGUAAAACCAAUGCAUGGAUUUUACAAUACAGAAAAGCAUGACAAAGAAUGUGACAAAACUAAUGUCUGAGCCACAUUGAUGCAUUCUGCCAUGCAUUCUGUCAUGUCAUGUGUAAUUACUUAACACUUUACAAAAUUUCACUUAAUUUCUUGAGAUUGCUCUGCAAAGAUUUUCUAAGUACAGAUAAAACACUCUUACACAAUCAGCAAUAGUGUGAAAUGCCUGGAACUGAAUUAAUUCUGAAUGACAUAGCAAGGCUACUUGAUUCCUGACAGUGUCCAGUUGUAGUAAACGAAUGGAACACUGUGUCCAUGGGACAGUAUAAUAGACUGUAUUAUGUGACUGGACUGAGGAUAAUAACCUCAUUCAAUGCAGCUACUAUACUUUUGAAUGUCACAUAUCCUGCCAGACCAUAUGGUAUAUGGUUAAUCAUAUACAGACUCAAAUUUUAUUCUCACUGCAGUGAAAUAUGACUGACUUUUAUUUACCAGUUCUUAAGUGUAAGGCACUAGUGAAUGAUCAGAGAUACAAAAUGAC
Messenger RNA from Tachysurus fulvidraco (yellow catfish), 2032 nucleotides. RefSeq names its product membrane-spanning 4-domains subfamily A member 4A-like. Lineage: Eukaryota; Metazoa; Chordata; Actinopteri; Siluriformes; Bagridae. The coding region runs from base 156 to 845 and encodes 229 amino acids. The transcript is spliced from 7 exons. The record is from RefSeq and is a predicted model, not a curated record.